Molecule: messenger RNA, 916 nt
Organism: Ricinus communis (castor bean)
Lineage: Eukaryota; Viridiplantae; Streptophyta; Magnoliopsida; Malpighiales; Euphorbiaceae
Product: V-type proton ATPase subunit c''1
Exons: 4
Coding region: 113-661 (182 amino acids)
Biological process (GO): proton transmembrane transport
Cellular component (GO): proton-transporting V-type ATPase, V0 domain
Molecular function (GO): proton-transporting ATPase activity, rotational mechanism
Source: RefSeq, a predicted model, not a curated record
ACUUGCAUCACAUAAUCGAGAAACCACCAGAUCGGAAGGCAAAGAAAAAAAUCCUGUUAUCUUGAUCGACCCGACCCAUCGUAUCACUUUCACAUAAACCAAAGUUUUGACAAUGUCAGGGUCCGCGAUUGUCGGAAAUGCAAGCUCUUGGUCGCGUGCGUUGGUUAAGAUCUCUCCUUACACAUUCUCCGCCGUUGGUAUCGCGGUGGCCAUCGGUGUCUCGGUCCUCGGCGCCGCCUGGGGGAUUUAUAUUACUGGAAGUAGUUUGAUUGGAGCUGCGAUUAAAGCUCCUCGCAUCACUUCUAAAAAUCUCAUCAGUGUAAUCUUUUGUGAGGCUGUUGCUAUAUAUGGAGUCAUUGUGGCAAUUAUUUUACAAACCAAGUUAGAGAGUGUUCCCAGUUCUCAGAUAUAUGCUCCAGAGUCUCUCAGAGCUGGAUAUGCAAUUUUUGCUUCUGGGAUUAUUGUUGGCUUUGCAAACCUUGUCUGUGGGUUGUGUGUAGGAAUAAUUGGAAGCAGUUGUGCACUAUCUGAUGCUCAAAACUCCUCACUUUUUGUGAAAAUUCUUGUGAUUGAGAUCUUUGGUAGUGCACUUGGGUUGUUUGGAGUGAUUGUGGGAAUAAUUAUGUCAGCUCAAGCGACAUGGCCGGCUAAAGCUGUGUAAUUGUUGUUCUUACCAGAUCAUGAUGCUGAAGUACAAUAUAUUUUUAUAUAUGCAAAAUGAAUUAUUGUAUUUUAUUCUUUUAAUGUUUCUUGGUAGGCUUGUAAAAACUUAUGUGGAAAUGAGAAUGCUGCCCUUUUCUAGAUUUUAGUCCAAGCUUGAAUUUUGUCCAGCUGAGGAAUAAGAUUGUGGACAAGGUAUAACAUUUAUGCAAUUUGAAGAUGGGUGCUUAAUGUACUGCUGUUUGGUUUGUGUAAA